Molecule: messenger RNA, 2535 nt
Organism: Plodia interpunctella (Indianmeal moth)
Lineage: Eukaryota; Metazoa; Arthropoda; Insecta; Lepidoptera; Pyralidae
Exons: 6
Coding region: 212-1048 (278 amino acids)
Cellular component (GO): nucleus
Molecular function (GO): zinc ion binding
Source: RefSeq, a predicted model, not a curated record
GAAUGUCGGCUUAGAUCUCUUUGCCUUCAAUUUCUGUAGGUACCUGCUAUGGAUAAAAGAAACUAAAAUAAGGAAUGUGUUUACAUUUACAUAUCAAUACAAACAAGUUUACAACUUUGUAUCACAAACUCGUAAAAUGUGUUUCAUACGAGAAAUUACGUGAUGAACAGUGUUUUAUAAUAGUUUUGCAUCCCUGUAGAUACCCCUGAAAAUGACCCUCGCCACUGUUUGCCGGAUCUGCCUAACCACGAAUGUUAGAUCUUUUAAGAUCGAAGGCUCCCUUCAGGAGGUUUUUGAGAAGCUUAUGAGUACUACCCUGCAUACGGCAGAUGGUCGGCCCGUGGCAGGAUGUUACAUGUGCUACGCUCAGCUCAACAAGUGCCUUAAGCUGAUGCUGACCUCGGCCAGAGCUGAGAACAUGCUCAAUCAUAUAUUGCACAAGCAUUCUGAGAUAACAUCACAAUCCGUUUCUCAGUUAGAUCUAGUCGCUAACAGUCUGUAUGCAUCCUUCAACGUAACCAACAUGGAAUACUAUUACUGUACCUCUCUGCUAUCUGCACCUUUUGUGAUCAAAACAGAGUAUCAAUCAGAAGAAUUGGAUUUUGACCACAUUCCAAUUGUUAAUGACCAUGAUGAUUCUCAAGAGCUCCCGCCAUUGGUACAAAUCGACAAUAUGCAGUUUGAUAUUAAUAAGAAUGAUACAAACAGACAAGUGCAGGAUUCAGAUAGGAAUAUAAAAAAGGAGUCAGCAUUGAAAGACAGAGAAGGUUCCAACCAAGCCUUAGACGCAGAAACAUAUAACAUGUAUGAUAUAAAGUUUGACAUUGAUGAAGAUAACCUGAUAAACAAGGUACAGCUUUUAGAGAAGGACAAAUAUGAAGCGAUGACAGUUAGAGAGAGACAGGAUUCAACUCCAGUUAAAAAAACUAAAUCGUAUAAACAGAAAAAAGUUAUACAAGGAACAGGCAUAAGAAAAAAUACGCACGCGUGGACCAUACACAUGCAAUAUAUGCCGGCUAAACUUCAAACUAUUGGCAGACAUAAAUAAACACACAAAAACACAUACAAGCAAAAUUUUCGAGUGUGACGUGUGUCAGUAUCGAGCAAAAUGUAAAAUGGCCCUAAUCCAACACUUUCGAAUUCAUUCCGAUGAGAAACCUUAUUACUGUGAUGAGUGCAAAAGGAGGUUUAGACAGAAAGCGCAUUUGGUGAAACAUUUAAGAACUCAUAGCGGUGAGAAACCUUACGAAUGUGAUGUGUGUCAGCGCCGAUUCACCAGGAGGGAGAAACUUGUGAGCCAUUUGUGUACACACACAGGCGAGAAACCUUACGUGUGUGAUGUAUGUAAAUAUCGGUUCGUUAAUAACUGCGAUGAUUUGAAGAGACAUUCGAGAACUCACACAGGUGAGAAACCUUACAAGUGCGCGGAGUGUAAGCAGUGUUUUAGUCAGAAGGGUAUGUUAAAAAGGCAUACAUUGACACAUACAGGUGAGAAACCUUAUUCGUGUGAUGUUUGUAUGCUGCCGUUCAAUAGAAAAAGUAGUUUAUUGCGUCACCAUAAAAGGUUACAUGACGUAAACAAAAAGAGGCGACGACGUCGUAGAACGAAAAAGGGAGAUGAAACAAGUGUAUUGAAACUGUGGAGGUACAGUGAUUAAAACAGCCUGUGAAGGUCCAAGGCUCGAAUCAUGUUGAACGUCCUAACUAAUAUUAUAUAAUGUGAAAGUAAGUUUGUUACCUCUUCACGCUCUAUCUACACAACCAAUAUUCGCGAAAUUUUGCACAAAUGUAGUUUGAAAUAUGUAGAAAGGCAUAGGGUGCCUUUCGUCCCGGAAAAAUAAUUGCUCCCGCGGGAAAAUUAAUGGGAGAAAUCUAGUUUUUUAAUAUAUUAUUUCGACGACCUCGGUGGCGCAGUGGUAAAGUUCUUGCCACUGAACCGAGAGCUCCCGGGUUGGACCCCCGGUCGGUUCAUGAUGGAAAACGAUCUUUUUCUGAUUGGCCCGGGUCUUGGAUGUUUAUCUAUAUAUGUAUUUGUUAUAAAAAUAUAGUAUCGUUGAGUUAGUAUCCCAUAACACAAGUCUCGAACUUACUUUGGGGCUGGCUCAAUAUGUGUGAUUUGUCCUAAUAUAUUUAUUUAUUAUUACAUCUGCCUUACACGGGUAGAAUAUAACCUGGAAUAACAUAGGGUACUUUUUAUCCCGAAAUCCCCACCGGGCCGGAGCCCUGCGGUGCUUAAAUAUAAUCCAUUCUUAAUUAUUAAUUCAUUCAGGUCUUAAUUAUUGCCAGAAGUGGCAUUAUUUUCAUGAGACGUGCCUUUUAUAAAUAUAGUUUCUAAAGAUUUUCUUAUAAUAUAUUUUAUAAUUAAUGUUACUUAAAAUCGAGAUUAUUUUAUUGAUACAUUUAAAAAUCUAUUUUUUGAAAUAGUUUUGUUAUACAUGUCACACAUGGUUUUUAAUUAAUUUGGGAAACUAUUAUGAGGAAAUUAUGUGAUCGGAAAAUAAAUAUAAAUCAAUAAAGUCUAAAAUUUGUUUACAA